CGCGUGCGCGGGCGCGGGCGGGCGCGCGCGGGGCCGGGGCGGCGGAAGCGGAGCGUGCGGGGCGGCGCGGCCGCGCAGGACGGCGUCCGGGAGGAUCAGUGACUGUCGCCUAUUCUACAAGAUGAGUAACAGCCACCCUCUUCGCCCCUUUACUGCUGUUGGGGAAAUUGAUCAUGUGCACAUAUUGUCUGAACAUAUUGGUGCCUUGUUGAUUGGGGAAGAAUAUGGCGAUGUCACCUUUGUUGUGGAAAAGAAACGUUUUCCUGCCCACAGGGUAAUUUUAGCAGCAAGGUGCCAAUAUUUUCGGGCAUUACUCUAUGGUGGAAUGCGAGAAUCUCAGCCCGAAGCAGAAAUCCCUCUUCAAGACACCACUGCCGAAGCUUUUACCAUGCUGCUCAAAUACAUCUACACUGGGCGGGCGACUCUGACGGACGAGAAGGAGGAGGUGUUGCUGGACUUUCUGAGCCUCGCUCAUAAAUAUGGAUUUCCAGAGCUGGAGGACUCUACCUCCGAGUAUCUCUGCACCAUACUCAACAUUCAGAACGUCUGCAUGACGUUUGAUGUUGCCAGUCUCUACUCUCUACCCAGGCUGACUUGUAUGUGCUGCAUGUUCAUGGACAGAAACGCUCAGGAGGUGCUCGCCAGUGAGGGCUUUCUCUCCCUCUCCAAGACAGCACUUUUAAACAUCGUAUUAAGAGAUUCAUUUGCAGCUCCUGAAAAGGAUAUUUUCCUAGCUUUGUUAAACUGGUGCAAGCACAAUUCAAAGGAGAAUCACGCUGAAAUCAUGCAGGCUGUGCGUUUACCUCUGAUGAGCCUUACUGAACUUCUCAAUGUGGUGAGACCUUCGGGACUGUUAUCUCCUGAUGCCAUUCUGGAUGCUAUCAAAGUUCGAUCAGAGAGCCGGGAUAUGGACCUCAAUUACAGAGGCAUGCUCAUACCAGAAGAAAACAUUGCAACUAUGAAGUAUGGAGCUCAGGUUGUGAAAGGGGAGCUGAAAUCUGCUUUGUUAGAUGGUGACACUCAAAAUUACGAUUUGGAUCAUGGGUUUUCUCGGCACCCAAUUGAUGAUGACUGCCGUUCCGGCAUCGAGAUUAAGCUGGGCCAGCCGUCCAUUAUUAAUCACAUAAGGAUACUCCUGUGGGACCGUGACAGCAGGUCUUAUUCAUACUUCAUUGAGGUGUCCAUGGAUGAGCUUGAUUGGAUCAGAGUGAUUGAUCAUUCUCAGUAUCUCUGUCGUUCUUGGCAAAAGUUAUAUUUUCCAGCCCGGGUCUGCAGAUAUAUUCGAAUAGUUGGAACUCACAACACAGUUAAUAAGAUUUUUCACAUUGUGGCUUUUGAAUGUAUGUUUACCAACAGAACUUUCACUCUUGAGAAGGGGCUGAUAGUUCCCAUGGAAAAUGUUGCAACAAUUUCGGAUUGUGCCAGCGUGAUUGAAGGAGUAAGUCGGAGCCGAAAUGCCUUGCUGAAUGGGGACACCAAGAAUUAUGACUGGGAUUCUGGCUAUACAUGUCAUCAGCUAGGAAGUGGUGCGAUUGUGGUUCAGCUGGCACAGCCCUACAUGAUCGGGUCAAUACGGUUAUUGCUUUGGGACUGUGAUGAUCGAAGCUACAGCUACUACGUUGAGGUUUCUACCAACCAGCAACAGUGGACCAUGGUGGCCGACAGAACUAAAGUGUCCUGCAAGUGUUCCACUGUGUCCACUUUGAAUGUCCGGAGCAGCAGAACAGCCAGAAGGAAGAAAACGGCGAGGAAGUGGGGGCGGGGGACCCCAGCCCGUCGGGUCCGCAGCUCGACCCCCACGCCCUGCCCAGCAGCCCACGCGCCUCUCGCUCCCCCAGUCGGCAGCGCCAAUAAAGGAGGUGCAGACACGGAGUCGGGGGGCUGCACCCCAGCUGAGAUCUUUGGCAGCCGGCGUGGCCCAGCCCCACCCUCUAGGGGCAACCUGGCAGCGGGAAGGGGCGGGGCAGCCGCUGAGCGGGGAGCCCCAGGGUCUCCAGUCCACACCCCCUCCCACCCCGCCGGCCACUUAGAGCCCGCUGGGCCUCUGCUUCCUCCUGUUGCUCGCCCCUUGCUGGCCGGGUUUGCCUCUCGGAAAUGUACGGUGGGCACGUCCCCGCCUCAGCCCCCACCCCGGCUGGAGCCCAGACCCCUGCACGCAUGGCCCCGGGGCUGAUGGAAACAGCUCUGGGAGCUGGACAGCUGCCGUCCACCGCCCCUCGGGUGGCCCCAGACGCCCCUGUCCCCCACCUGGGCACCGCCCCUCCUGCAGUGGCCGGGAAACCCCUGGUAGCCCCCAGGGGGCCUGGCCUCGCUGACCAUCAGUCACUGUGGCCAUCCCCAGGCACAGACCCGGGGUUCGACUGAGAAACCAACACAGCUUGAGGCAGCUUCCCCGGAGCCGCCCCUGCAUCUCUCGGCCGGCUCGGAUGUCCCUUAGCUGUUGCUGUCCCAGUGCCAGGCACACUUUGUAACUGGACCAUCAUUAUCUGGGGGACGCCGCCCCACAGGCUGGACCCCACUGUGGGCCCCACUGUCCCUCUGGGCCGUCACUGCGCCUGUCCCUCAGUCCCUCUGUCCCCAUCACUGCGCCUGUCCCUCAGUCCCUCUGUCCCGUCACUGCGCCCUUCCCUCUGUCCCCCUGUCCCCGUCACUGCGCCCUUCCCUCUGUCCCUCUGUCCCCAUCACUGUGCCCUUCCCUCUGUCCCUCUGUCCCUCUGUCCCGUCACUGCGCCCUUCCCUCUGUCCCUCUGUCCCAUCACUGCGCCCGUCCCUCUGUCCCUCUGUCCUGUCACUGCACCCUUCCCUCUGUCCCCGUCACUGUGCCCUUCCCUCUGUCCCUCUGUCCCCAUCACUGUGCCCGUCCCUCUGUCCCUCUGUCCUGUCACUGCGCCCUUCCCUCUGUCCCUCUGUCCCCGUCACUGCGCCCUUCCCUCUGUCCCUCUGUCCCCAUCACUGCGCCUGUCCCUCUGUCCCUCUGUCCCCAUCACUGCGCCCGUCCCUCUGUCCCUCUGUCCUGUCACUGCGCCCUUCCCUUUGUCCCUCUGUCCCCGUCACUGUGCCCGUCCCUCUGUCCCCGUCACUGCACCCGUCCCUCUGUCCUGUCACUGUGCCCGUCCCUCUGUCCCUCUGUCCCGUCACUGCGCCCUUCCCUCUGUCCCUCUGUCCCCAUCACUGCGCCCUUCCCUCUGUCCCUCUGUCCCCAUCACUGCGCCCUUCCCUCUGUCCCUCUGUCCCCAUCACUGCGCCCUUCCCUCUGUCCCCGUCACUGCACCCUUCCCUCUGUCCCCCAUGCCCUGUUACUCUGUCCCUGUCCCUCUCUCCCCAUCCCUCUGCCCUCGUCUCUGUCUCCAUCCUUCUGUCCCCGUCCCCCUGCCCCCCACGCUCUGUCCCUCUGUCCCCAUCUGUCCCCGUGCUCUGUCCCUCUGUCCCCAUCUGUCCCCGCGCUCUGUGCCCCCGUCCUCCAGAUGUGGGCUGGGUCUCCAUGCACUCCAGGACACAGCUCAGAUGGGGCCCUAAAGGAGGGUCAGCGCUUGGCUGGCUGUGGGUGAGACGGGCCAGCCCUUCCCUCCGGGCCUGGUGACAGGGCCGUGGGAUGCCAUGGGGCCAUCCAGCGGCCUGAUGACGCUGGAAGUGUAUCCCGUUUGGACGCCGCAGGAUGGAGUUGCUUCAGCCCCUCCCUCCACCCACACCCCCCAGCGUGCGGACGCCACGGGGAGCACAACCUGUGCAUUGGCACCCUAGUCACUGGUUAGGGUCAAAAGGCCUGUCCACCAGCACCCGCCUAGUGGCUCGCUGACCCUGGGGCACUCCUGGGCCCCAGCAGGCGCCCCAGUCCCCUUAGGUGCGUGUCCCUGUCCCUCCUCAGCGGGAGCCAUGGGCGACCCCUGGCAGCCCACGGUCCCCACACCAGAAGUGUCUGAGCCCAGGGCAAGAGUAGGAGGUGGGGACGCGGGUGUGGGCAGGGCGGGGCUGGGUGGAGGAGGCAGCACCCCCCGCUGCUGGUGGGAUGGAGAGGCCGUGCCCGGAGCAGCCGCCCCUCUUAGAUAGACCCCUGUGGCCAGGGUGGGUGAGCAACUUUGAAAUUGCUCUUUAAAUUGUCACUUUUUAAUCUUAUUAAACUAAGUGUCGGUUCCCCACAAAUACAUUUAAAGUGUUUUAUUCCUAGAAGAGUUGGGAAAAGAAAUUAUUUUCAGCAAGAGUGGGAUGUGUUUGUUAGACUGAUUCCUUGGUGCAAAAAAAAAAAAAAAAUGAGAUUUUGAAUUGUGGAAAAAAUUGCUCCCUAGUUACGUGGCGCCCAGUCGCAGGCAGUGUUCAGGCCGGCAGCCCCAACCGAGCAAUUUCACCUUUUUUUUUUUUUUAGUUUAGAAGGUAACAAAAUUGUAAUCACUUAUCCCUCCAGCCACUGGAGAGGGAGAGUGGGAGCUGGAAAGGCAGGUGGGCAGUAACCAGCCCGAGGCGGCCAGGUGCAGUUUCUGCUCCCGCCGACAGGGGCCGCUCGCCCCGUCUGUCUGUCGUCCGGGCUGCGGGGCCAGCAGGGGGCGGCGCUCAGUAGCCGCCCUUUAGGGUUGCAGGCGUGGCCGGCAAGGAAAGACUCUCCCACCCCCUCCCGCCCCCCUCCCCCAGGACCCGAGGCCGAGCCCGGCUCCGACUGAGCGGAAAGGGCUUUGCCCCACCAGCGCCCACGCCCACGCCCACCCCGCCAGGCCGUCCUGUCCCCCCAGCCAGCCAGAGGCGGGCUGUCAACAGGGAGGCGUCCCCUCAUCGAGCAUCAAGUCAAUUCUUCUCUCUUUAAAAAAGAAAAUAACAAACUCCCCGAGCGCGGGCCUGGAGACUCCCAAUCACCCUGUAAUUUAUGCUAAGUGUUGCCAUUUGCAUCCUGAGUAUUUAUAGCUCAGCUGCAGGAGGUGGGGUGGGAGGGGCUGCGCGGGACCCCCACCUGCCUCUCUGGUCCCUGGCUCAGCCGAGCAGGCCUGGGGACGCAGGUGCUCAGUCACUCAGGGGUCACCGCGCACUGCUGCGAGCAGGGGGGGGGCGGACAGCCUGGGUGCGGGCUGCACCCCUCCUGCUGGCUCUUGUCCCGGGCUUUGGCCCCUGCGCCCCACCCAAGGGUGUCAGAUCACUCCGGCAGUGGGUGCUCUCGGGCCCGCUUUCAUCCCUCCCAAGACGCCUGCAGGGAGGAGGGGAUGCGCUUGGGCAGGCCCUGGGGGGGGGGGGCUCAGAGGGGUCUUCCCGCCCCCCUCAGGGCAGCUCUGGAGAGACAGGAGGGCCAGAGACUCCGCCACUCGGCCGGGCAGAUCUCUCCUUCCUGAGACUCCUGCUGGCCUCCUGGUCCCUCCUCCUGGGGGCCUCAUCACCCACGGGGCUCCAUCCCCGACGUGGGCCACACCUGCAGCUCCCGUCCCUGGGGGUGGCCGGGAAGCCCUGUGCGUGCCGCAGUGCUCCUGCCAGGAAGUGAGUGCUCCCCUGAGGGCGGCCCGUGGCUUCAGCCUCAUUCUGCAGCACAACCCAAGUGAGCAAAACAGACAAACGUGUGUGUCCCGGAGGGCCCUGCCGCGUCUGUGCAGCCGCCCGCGGGCUCCUGUCGGCAAUAAAGCGGUUUCUUGUGC
Molecule: messenger RNA, 5606 nt
Organism: Sorex araneus (European shrew)
Lineage: Eukaryota; Metazoa; Chordata; Mammalia; Eulipotyphla; Soricidae
Gene: BTBD9
Product: BTB domain containing 9
Exons: 10
Coding region: 122-2173 (683 amino acids)
Biological process (GO): adult locomotory behavior; circadian behavior; modulation of chemical synaptic transmission
Molecular function (GO): protein binding
Source: RefSeq, a predicted model, not a curated record